Peromyscus maniculatus bairdii (prairie deer mouse) is the source of this 4057-nucleotide messenger RNA. It is a transcript of the gene Syt4, whose product is annotated as synaptotagmin 4. The record is from RefSeq and is a predicted model, not a curated record. Gene Ontology annotation, cellular component: plasma membrane; exocytic vesicle; axon. Gene Ontology annotation, molecular function: phosphatidylserine binding; calcium-dependent phospholipid binding; clathrin binding. Lineage: Eukaryota; Metazoa; Chordata; Mammalia; Rodentia; Cricetidae. Gene Ontology annotation, biological process: calcium ion-regulated exocytosis of neurotransmitter; vesicle fusion.
AGGGCAGGUGCUGAUUUCAGCCCUGUAGCGUCAGGAUUGCGUCAAUUCGGGUUUCUGCCACGUCUGGAGUCUCGGAGACAAGCUUUUCAGAAGAGCCCAAACAGGAACAGGGCAGGGUUGCACAUUGCUGAUAGCAAGCGCGGACCUUCCUCCAGCCCCUCCCGCUGCCGGUGCCGGUCCCCGGAUCGGCUGUGUUUCCCCGGGAAGCCUUGUUCCAGGGUCCUUCCAGGUGAAUCUGCCUGGAGUUGCUUCAGCACCUCGGACAGAGCACGCAGAAAACAUGGCUCCUAUCACGACCAGCCGCGUGGAAUUCGAUGAAAUUCCCACAGUAGUGGGGAUCUUCAGUGCAUUUGGCCUUGUCUUCACUGUUUCUCUCUUUGCUUGGAUCUGCUGCCAGAGAAGAUCAUCUAAGUCCAACAAGACUCCUCCAUACAAGUUUGUGCAUGUGCUGAAAGGAGUUGAUAUCUACCCUGAAAACCUAAGCAGCAAAAAGAAAUUCGGAGGAGAUGACAAAAAUGAAGUUAAGAAUAAACCAGCUGUGCCAAAAAUGUCAUUGCAUCUUGAUCUGGAGAAGCGAGAUCUCAAUGGCAAUUUCCCCAAAACCAACCUCAAAGCUGGCAGCCCUUCUGAUCUAGAGAACGUGACCCCAAAGCUCUUUACAGAGAGAGAAAAGGAGGCCAUUUCCCCCGAGAGCUUGAAGUCUAGUACUUCCCUCACUUCGGAAGAGAAGCAGGAAAAGCUGGGGACACUCUGCUUGUCCCUAGAGUACAACUUUGAGAAGAAAGCAUUUGUGGUGAACAUCAAGGAAGCCCAGGGCUUACCAGCCAUGGAUGAGCAAUCCAUGACCUCUGACCCAUACAUCAAAAUGACCAUCCUACCAGAGAAGAAGCAUAAAGUGAAAACCAGAGUGCUGAGGAAGACACUGGACCCUGUUUUUGACGAAACCUUCACGUUCUAUGGUAUUCCUUAUCCCCACAUCCAAGAGUUGUCCUUGCACCUCACAGUUCUGAGUUUUGACAGGUUUUCAAGAGAUGAUAUCAUUGGAGAAGUCCUGAUUCCUCUUUCGGGGAUCGAAUUAUCGGAUGGAAAAAUGUUAAUGAAUAGAGAGAUCAUCAAGAGAAAUGCUAAGAAGUCUUCCGGACGGGGUGAACUUCUGGUCUCUCUCUGUUAUCAGUCCACUACAAACACGCUCACUGUGGUUGUCUUAAAGGCACGGCACCUGCCGAAGUCUGAUGUGUCUGGGCUUUCAGAUCCCUACGUCAAAGUGAACCUGUACCACGCCAAGAAGAGAAUCUCUAAAAAGAAGACUCACGUUAAAAAAUGCACUCCCAAUGCAGUGUUCAAUGAACUGUUUGUCUUUGAUAUUCCUUGUGAGAGUCUUGAAGAAAUAAGCGUUGAAUUUUUAGUUUUGGAUUCUGAAAGGGGGUCCCGAAAUGAGGUGAUUGGGCGGUUGGUCCUGGGUGCCACAGCAGAAGGAAGCGGUGGGGGGCACUGGAAGGAGAUCUGUGACUUUCCCAGGAGACAAAUUGCUAAGUGGCAUGUGCUCUGUGAUGGGUAGUUUCCUGGCCAUGAGUUGGAGCUUAAAGAUUUUUACUAGGCAAGAAGCAAUUUUCUUUCUUAUACAAGAUUAUAAGCUUGUGGCACAGCAAGCUAGUUUUAUUUAUUUAUUUAUUUAUUUAUUUAUUUAUUUAUUCAUUUAUUUAUUUAUUAUCUAUCUAUCUAUCUAUCUAUCUAUCUAUCUAUCUAUCUAUCUAUCUAUCUAUCUAUCUAUUUAUUUUGGUUAGAAGUGGAUUAAAUUAGUAGACCAGAAAACAGUUGUAAAUGUGUAUCUUGAUAAUUUUCUCCUUUAUUAGAGGUGUUGGCUAAAUUUUCGUAAGAUGCUCAGUUUCCCUCUGUGUGGUCUUAAGUGGGCCAACCAAGCCUGUUAUGAGUGAGCACUCUAGCUUAAUCUCAAGUCACAGGUAGGUGUGCAUUGUAGAUGAUGACGUCACUUUUGCCUUGGUAGCAGAAGUCCAUGUGAUUGGUAAGAGUUCAAAAUGAAAACCACACCUUUUUGUAUGAAUAUUAACCCAUGUUUCUUCAGGUUGGGGAGAUAAGGUUUUAUUUAAAUCCAAAGAUAUUUCAGAAAUGUCCUCAAGUCUGUUUCUUAGUUCAAUAUGUCAUGUACAAAUGGUUGUCCUAUAUAUCAAAGAUAUGCUGUCAUUUCCAUUUGGUUUGUAAUUAUUUGAUACAAUCUCAUCAUAAAAGGGGUAACUUGGGUUCAUUUCACAAAGACAGCAAACAAGUUGAGAUACUAAUUUAUUAAAGGGCUGAAUUGAAGAACACUGUGGUUGCGAUGAGAUUUUUUUGUUCCCUAAGAUCACAUGUGAGUCAUGUAAAAUGUAACUUCACAUAAGAACUAUGGUCUUGAAUUAUUCACUGCCCAUUAGAAGCCUCAGUGUGGCCGAAGAUACUCCUAUUUACCUUUGUGAAAUUGUCAGAUUAUCUAGUGGAAAAAAAAUAAACUUAAGCUAGAAAUUCAGUUAGGAAUACAUUUUUUUUAAAUAAAAAUCUAUCAGUGUACAGGUGUAUUUUCAAGGCUGUCUUUCCCCCUCAGAGAGGGCAUGGCUACCUAAGUUUUUAGCUUAUUCUUUCCUAGGAAGACCUAAGCUACUUUAAGAGAAACAAAAGAAAACAUGUGUUAAAUUCUGUAUGUUGUCAGGUUGAAAUCAACCACAUUAAGUAAAAAGACUAAGACAAAAGACGAAUAAGCCUAUCAGAAUUUACAAAUAUUCACAAAAUACACUUAAGCUGUAAAAUUAGCACAGACAUGUGUGUUCUGCACUAUCUUUGGAGGCCGACUUGUCUUGAGCUGUUAUUUUUAAGAUAGUUUAAAGAAUCGUGUCUUGUGCCACUCCCAGUUGCUAAGCUCUGAAAUUCUUGCACAACUUGUUGGAGGCAAGCAGAGCUCUGGAAUUUUCUGGGAAGACUUAACUCGAUGGUGAUGUCUUUAUAUUUGAGUUGUUAGAGAAUCAUGAGUGUGACUUAGGUCCAGCUGAAUUAUUAAAUAUGUAAGUUAGAGAUGAUGUCUCCUGAAAAACUUUACCCUUUGAGUCCAGUUUUGUGGCAGUACUUUAGACAUUGUUGAGAAUGUGUUUGAUAUCACAGUGUUUGUAAAUUCAAUGAAGAUGUAUUUCUGAACUACUUGUCUGUGCUUUUUACGAUGACAACAAAUGUCCAGCUUCCUGUAAGGAAGUAUCUUUCAUUCUGUAUGUACAAAAAACUGAAAUGACCUCUUUCAUGCUUUUCCCAUACUCACUGUCAUCCAGUGACAAUGCCAUCUCACAUCCCUGUCUACUCAGCAGUCUGUGAAGACAACACGGAAUGAACUGCCAUCAUGUGAAGUUUGGGGAGGCCAGAAGGCCUUUGUAUGUAUGGACGUUUGAUGUCAUAGGCCAUGGAACGCAGUAUAGCUUGGAGCUCUAAUGUCAUGAGGCAUCCUUUCCAAGUCUCUACAGAGCGGCAAGAAGUUGAUGGUGAUCCAGUUUAUAGGAUGUUUACUGGAAAAGAUUUUUUUUUUUUAAAUAGAAAACAAGUCUGACAACAGAUGCUUUUAAAAUAACGUUAAAAUGUUUGUAAAUAGUUUUUUAGUUUCACAAUUUCAAGUGUUUUGAAGGUGAUAAGUUGAUUAAAACUAUUUAUAACUGGUUUUAAGGAAAAGGAGAAAAGCAAGAAAAGAGUUGAAACAGGCAGGGAGUUAAGUGAUCUCAUCGUUUCUGAAAAUUGUACUGUUUAUAACGUAUUACAAUAUCAAUGUGAAUAUCCAACUCUGCUAAAAUUCCUGCACUGUAUUAAACAUGUAAAUUAAUUUACUGUCUGCUUAGCCAGGCAAACCACCCAAAUAGGGAGGUUGCCGUGUCUGAAGAACUGUGUGAUUCAGUAACUGACUUGUUCUGACUUGUUGUAGUUCAGUAGAAGUGAUCUGGAGGAAAGCAUGGUGUAAGGGAGAUGGCGUCUGUUCUUUUGUGCCAGCACUGUAUGUCUGUAAGACAUGAAUAAACUGCUGCUUUUGCCCAAA